AUGCUCACGAAUCGGCUUUCAGCUGCAACACCUCCCCACCCCGGACCCCGCAUCGUACACACAGAUACAUACACGUACACCAUGUCCGCACCUCAAGCACCCGCAUCCACUGAACAAUUCGACGCCGCAACUCAGGUACUUUACACCCCACCCACCUGUCCCUGGCCCCCCCCCGUGACGAUGCUCACGAACCUCCUCACUUGUGCACCUGCAACAGCGCGAACUGCAAGCCUUCCUCGAGCAGGAACAGACCAAGGCUCGAUUACAAACCUCGAUCCACACCUUCACCGACAUGUGCUGGGACAAGUGAGUGGUGUUGUGAUUGACUCGGCUCGGCGCAGCUCUAACCCUCUCACGAAACUGAACGGGCAUGGUCAACUCAUCCCCAGAUGCAUCACGGGCUCGAUCGGCGGUCGUUUCUCAAGAGGGGAAGAGUCAUGUCUGGUCAACUGCGUCGAUCGAUUCCUCGACACAUCCCUCUUUAUCGUCAAGAACCUCGAAAGCCGACGCGGCGCCCUGUAA
Molecule: messenger RNA, 522 nt
Organism: Microbotryum saponariae
Lineage: Eukaryota; Fungi; Basidiomycota; Microbotryomycetes; Microbotryales; Microbotryaceae
Source: the annotation of a GenBank genome assembly